AUGUCCAGUUCGAGACCCAGUGCGGCUGAUACGCCUCUGCUGAGAGUCUCAAGACCGGUUUCUGCAUGCUCGAGAUGCCGCUCUGCUAAAAUUAAGUGCGACGGCAAACUUCCAGCUUGCACUGCUUGUGAGAAAUCCGGGCGGGCUGGGGAGUGCUCAAGCGCCAACGACCAGUUUGCCAAAGGGAAAGAAAGAAGCUAUGUCGCCUCACUUGAAUCGCGCGUUGAGAAGCUUGAAAGGAGAAUCGCCUACGCAAGAUCUCGCAAAGCAUCUGUUGCUAUGCAUGAUGUUGAUGAACCCGUCCAACCACCGGAUCGCAAAGACUCCCUUGCAACCAUACGAGCGGCGAUUCACGGAAAGGCGGCGAGACGAAGAGAGGUGGCGGACGUGAAUGAGCUAGUAUCUGAUUUUGGUUACCUUUCAGUUAAUGCAACGACCCGAGAUUUCGAGUCGUCCACGACUCACAUGACAUUUGGGCGUUUGAUCCUCGCUGCAACCAACCUCGAGCCAGUCCCGGAUCCUAAGCCCCUUCAACUCCCACCCAGGGGAGCUUCCAUGGCAUUAGUCCAAUAUUACCUGGAUAACAUCUAUGUACUUUUCCCUGUAUUCUCCGAGACAGCCCUACUCAACUCUCUCGAUGCCAUAUACCAAGAAAAUGGACGUCCCGUUACGGAUUUUGAGUCGUGGCUAUUCUAUAUGGUCCUUGCUAUAGCAACUAUCAGCCAAUCCUGUAGCAACAGAGACAACCUCUAUGGAGAUGGCCUGAAUUGGGUUGGACGGGCCUUGCAAUAUGCCGACAAAGCCCUCAUGCCGGGAUACGUGUCGCAAAUACAAGCUUUGGUGUUGCUUGUGCAAUACUCGAUGUUAGAUCCUGCUCAUUUUGAUAGCUGGCAGUUGAUUGGAUUUGCCUGUCGCGCGGUAGUUGAUUUGGGGUUUCACCAGGAUCCACCCAAGGAAGAACAGGUCGAGAAAAAGACCAUGGAGAUGCGGCGUAGGAUAUUUUAUUGCGUUUAUUCCCUUGAUAGGUCCAUCAGUAUGGUUCAUGCCAGGUGCUUCUCGUUCACGGACGACUCGGCGGGCGUGGCAUUUCCAUCAUUGCACGGUGGAGCAAGUCGAGGGGCAGCUGCAAACUCCUUGACCGGGCCUCAUUCACUUGAGCCCGCUAGUCUUAUGUUUCCACUACGAUACACUCAAUCGUCCUGGUACCAGGAACUGUUCCAGUCUAGUCGGGCGCCUCUACAAAAUCCAACCCUCUAUAUCUGGCAGGUGUGCCAGGAGAUGCACGAAUGGUCCGAGUCUUUCCCGGAUAGCCUGCCGCUCCACUUCAAGGACUUUUUCGACUUGGAGCUUCUGUACAGCUAUGUUUACUGCUUAGCGCCAUCUUGUCGAGUACCAUCUGUAUCUGCCUAUGGUAAGACAUUGAUCUUCGAGUACAGCAUUGCGUAUAUGCAAAAGAUAUUCCCAAUCAGCAGAGAUCCCAUCAACAAGGCGUUUUAUACCUACCACGAUGCACUAAGGGUAUAUUUUGUGGGCAGCCAAUUUCUGGCUGUCCUCAGGGAGGACCCAGAUCAACUUUUGAAUGGCGUCCUACCGUAUACUCCCGUCGCUGCAGGUUCUCCUCCACCGCCGCCGUUACCAAGCAACGCUGGAAUCGAUGGUGUUGACAGGAGUAUCAAUUGCGUAACACACAUCACAGAAACUCUGGUGGCUUUUGGUCACCGUUGGGAUGACUCGAAAACCCUCCUAUCAAGCUUUAAAUGCCUUGCUGACCCUAUCCUCGCUAUGCUGCACCGGAGGAAACAACGGCUCAAGGAAACACCGCGACCAAGUCACAGCCCCCCGGGGUUCAUGCCACAACCCCCCUUCGAUCAUAGGCCAAACAUAUCUACUGAUGGAUGGCCAAGUGCGAUGCCGGUAUUUUCAAAUAAUACAUCUCUGCAAGGAGCGCAUGGACUUGGACUCGGACAAACAAGAUAG
Messenger RNA from Venustampulla echinocandica, 1977 nucleotides. RefSeq names its product Zn2 DNA-binding protein. Gene Ontology annotation, biological process: DNA-templated transcription; positive regulation of transcription by RNA polymerase II. NCBI's taxonomy places the organism in Eukaryota, Fungi, Ascomycota, Leotiomycetes, Helotiales, Pleuroascaceae. The transcript has 6 exons. Gene Ontology annotation, molecular function: zinc ion binding; DNA-binding transcription factor activity, RNA polymerase II-specific; sequence-specific DNA binding. The record is from RefSeq and is a predicted model, not a curated record. Bases 1 to 1977 code for a protein of 658 amino acids.